AUGCAGGACGGCACAGGCUGCGAGCCCAGCCGGGCCCUACGCCCCCCGCCCGUCGCCCAACCCAGACGCACUUCCCGCCGCCGCCAUCUUGCAGCGCGCGGAUUGGCGCGCGCGACCCGUCCGCCCCGCGCUGUUGCCGGGGAGACGCGGGGGGGGGGGGGGGGGGGCACCGGCACCGGGACCCCGCAGGAUGGGGACCGAGACCGCCCCGGAGCGGGAAGGGUGGGCUCGGACCUGCGCCGCCCGCUCGGCCUCUCCGCGACGGCUCAGGAGACAAAGAGCCUCGCGUCUUCCGUCCGCGGAGCUCGCUCGAGGGCCUAUGCAGCGACCCGGCGCACAUGGCAGGCCAGGGGGCGGCGGAGGUCCGCAUCGGACGCCGGCUUGGGGGCGGGAAGUGUCGGCCCGGGUGCCCUUCCGAUCCCCUUCUCAUCAGAGGUACAAAACAGCCUUGUGCUCGCGCUCCGGAACGGACCGAGCACCGCGUACCCCGAACAGCCACCAUCGGUUAUUGUGAUGCAGACGCAUCUAAAAACUGACCGGCCAAUUUCCGUAUGCACUAUUCUCUGCGCCAUGACUUUGGGAACAAGUAGUGUCUGGCAUUCACCGCUCUCGGGGGCCCAGCAUGCUACCGACGGGCGAGUCACCACGAGUCACCGGUGCGACACCCAGGUGCCCGGGAGGAGCUGCAGCGCCGGCCGCCCUCUGCAUUCGUCCCGGACUGCGCCGGUGACGGCGCGGAGCCCCUCUGAGCGCCCCGUCCCGCUACGCCGGGGCGCCCCAAGCGCAGCGGCCGCGGCCCCGACGUACCCCGAGUCGCCGCAGCCAGGGCUGUUCAGACGGGGCCUGCGGCGUCCCGGCGCUCCCGGGCCCCGCCACGGAGCUGCCCCGUUCUCCCUGCGGCACUCCGCGGAGAAAGCGAAGGCGGGCGAUGAAGACGGCAGAGGUCCGUCCCGCCCCGGCUCGGCCUCCUCCCUUUAG
Molecule: messenger RNA, 978 nt
Organism: Hirundo rustica (Barn swallow)
Lineage: Eukaryota; Metazoa; Chordata; Aves; Passeriformes; Hirundinidae
Product: protein SPT2 homolog
Exons: 2
Coding region: 1-978 (325 amino acids)
Source: RefSeq, a predicted model, not a curated record